GCUGAAAAGGGAGUUCAACUUUGAGACCGUCACUCUCGUUUUGUCCACACGCUGCAUAGUAACCAUGACGAUGAGUGGCUUCCUCAACGUCCGCAAGCCUGCGGGGCUCACGUCGCAUCAGUGUGUGGGGGCCAUGCGCCGAGUGUUCGACACGCGGCAGGUCGGACACGGCGGGACACUGGACCCGAUGGCUACGGGCGUCCUUACGCUGGCAGUGGGGCGGGCAACGCGCUUCCUGCAGUACUUGACUACUGGUAAAGAGUACAGGGGCGCGAUUCGACUGGGUGUCACCACGGACUCGGACGAUAUUACGGGCGAAGUUUUAACGCAGAAGCCGGCACCGUGGAUUGAUGAGGAAAUAGUUAAUUCAACGCUGCAGAGGUUCAUUGGGGAGAUCGACCAGGUGCCACCGCGAGUCAGCGCCAUCAAGAAGAAUGGCGUGCGGCUGUACAAAUUGGCGAGAUCAAAGAAGGACUUUAAAGUCAAGCCGAGACGAGUGAAUAUUGAGAGGAUCGACGUUCAGAGCUUUACUCAAGGAGAUUUUCCGGAGGUGGAUAUUAACGUCGUCUGUGGAGGGGGCACCUACAUCCGAUCCAUUGCACGGGAAUGCGGCGAGGCACUAAUUGUACCACCCGAGUACGUGGACUCGACGUGCACAUUGCGCAAUCCUGCAGGCGAAUGUUGUGUCGGAGGAACGCUGACUGAGCUAGAGCGGACUCGAAGUGGGGCUUUUACCAUCGCUGACAGUCUCGACUUCGAUGAGAUCCGAUCCAAAGUAGAGCGUGGGGAGUCUCCACUUCAACCGAUCGAGAACAUGCUCCAGCAUCUCCCUUUUGCUGAAUUGCCGUCCAAAACUGCCCAGUACUGGCUGAAUGGCGGCAGUGUUGCUACCCCAGCAGAAGAUAUCGAGUUCGUGGGCCACAACCGCUUCAACCUCACCAGCGGUGAACCCAUUCGCAUUUACUCAUCAUCGACAAUGCUGGGCAUCGCUCAAGUGGAUCCGCAAGCUCAGCACAAGGUGUACGUUCUCAGGAAGCGUUUAUUCAUCUAAAAAGUUUUGCAGACCCGCGGCCAUAAUCGCCGCAAACAUCUCGGGGUCGAUAGACAUCCCAGGGCCGCCGGACGCUGGCCGAGACGGCUUCUGAUCCUCCUGAGCGUUCUCAUACGCAUACGCUGUCGCACCAGUAGGCUGUACCAUGGUUCUAGCUUCGUCAAAAUCAGCCAUCGACAGAGGACGCAUCGUAGGAGGCUCAGGUUGAGCUGCCUCAUCGUAGAUUUGGG
Messenger RNA from Phytophthora nicotianae INRA-310, 1281 nucleotides. RefSeq names its product tRNA pseudouridine(55) synthase. The record is from RefSeq and is a predicted model, not a curated record. Gene Ontology annotation, molecular function: RNA binding; pseudouridine synthase activity. Gene Ontology annotation, cellular component: mitochondrion. Gene Ontology annotation, biological process: tRNA modification; mRNA pseudouridine synthesis. Lineage: Eukaryota; Oomycota; Peronosporomycetes; Peronosporales; Peronosporaceae. The transcript has 5 exons. The coding region runs from base 65 to 1051 and encodes 328 amino acids.